Podarcis raffonei (Aeolian wall lizard) is the source of this 4107-nucleotide messenger RNA. RefSeq names its product RAB40C, member RAS oncogene family (gene RAB40C). NCBI's taxonomy places the organism in Eukaryota, Metazoa, Chordata, Lepidosauria, Squamata, Lacertidae. Gene Ontology annotation, biological process: protein localization to plasma membrane; intracellular signal transduction. Gene Ontology annotation, molecular function: GTP binding; GTPase activity. Gene Ontology annotation, cellular component: synaptic vesicle; plasma membrane; endosome. The record is from RefSeq and is a predicted model, not a curated record. Bases 350 to 1207 code for a protein of 285 amino acids. The transcript is spliced from 7 exons.
GGGGGAGGCCUGUGGCGCUUGUCUUCUUGCCCCGAGCUUGAAAGGAGGUGGAAACAGCAGUGGCGGCGGCGGUGGCGGCGACGACGUUUGUCGUUGGAGACGCAACCUGAGGCGAGUCCCUUCAGCGGCGGGACAACCGAAGGAAGAAGGACCCAGCACAUUUUGACAGAAGAUUAUUCACAAAAGAUGGAGAGCCUGCUGUGAGAAGAAUCAUUCAUCUCUGCUUUGUGCCUGCCUGUGGAAGGACAGAAUUACACUAAUUCUCCCAAGAUUGCCUCUGAAAGUUUGGUAUCGUGUGCAUCUUUCAGUCUGGCUGUGUGUUUAGUAUGCGGAUUCUACCUCUUCACUAAUGAGAGGGAGAAUGGGAACCCAGGGCAGCCCUGUGAAGAGCUAUGAUUAUCUGCUCAAGUUCUUGUUGGUUGGUGACAGUGAUGUCGGCAAAGGAGAAAUCCUGGAGAGCCUUCAAGAUGGAGCAUCUGAAUCGCCUUACGCAUACAGUAAUGGAAUUGACUACAAGACCACAACAAUCCUGUUAGAUGGCAGACGAGUCAAACUGGAGCUCUGGGACACAUCGGGCCAAGGGAGGUUCUGUACAAUUUUUCGGUCAUACUCCAGGGGAGCUCAGGGAAUCCUCUUGGUCUACGACAUUACCAAUCGCUGGUCUUUUGAUGGAAUAGACAGAUGGAUCAAGGAAAUUGAUGAGCAUGCUCCUGGUGUGCCCCGCAUCUUGGUUGGCAACCGGCUUCAUCUGGCCUUUAAACGGCAAGUGCCAACAGAGCAAGCCCGCUCCUAUGCAGAGAAAAAUUGCAUGACGUUCUUUGAGGUCAGCCCAUUGUGCAACUUCAACGUGAUUGAGUCCUUCACGGAGCUGUCUCGUAUUGUGCUGAUGAGGCAUGGCAUGGAGAAGAUCUGGAGGCCCAACAGAGUAUUCAGCCUGCAAGACCUCUGCUGCCGUGCCAUUGUUUCCUGCACGCCCGUCCACCUUAUAGACAAGCUGCCCCUUCCCGUCACCAUCAAGAGCCACUUGAAGUCCUUCUCCAUGGCUAACGGCAUGAACGCAGUGAUGAUGCACGGCCGCUCAUACUCCUUGGCCAGCAGCGGAGGCGGGAGCAGCAGCAAAGGCAACAGCUUGAAACGCUCCAAGUCUAUCCGUCCGCCACAGAGCCCACCACAGAACUGCUCGCGCAACAACUGCAAGAUCUCUUAGCAAGUCGGUGCUGGGGAGUGUCUCCUCCAGCCACGCCCGCCCACUCACUGAUGUACAGAUGUUUACACACACGUAACCCAUUCCACUGGGGUCUCUCCUGGCGUUCCUCUGUGUCUCUGGCAACAGUGCCUACAGGAUUGGCAUGGAGCUUGUGGGCUGACGUGAGGUUGGCAGGAUCCCACAUGGCAAGGGGGUGCUGAGCCAGCCUUCCCAGAAUGCAGUAGGUGUGCCCCUCACCCUGCUCUGAGGGGCAACUGCAUGGCUGCCUCAAGGGAAUGACUCUCUUCUUCCUGCGAGGGAGGAGAUGGGACUCUGUGCUGCAACUUUAACCUUGCGCUCCCAAGUGGAUUGCUGGUGCUACAGUGAACAUGACUCUUUUUUUUAAAAAAGGGGGUGAGGAGGCAGGAAUUAUAGCAACUUCAACCCAGAUAGAGUUCUGCCUUUACCCAACAGAAAUACCAUGAUUGGCUGGGGAUCCUUAGAAAGCAGGCUGCUUGACAUUUUCACUUAUUUAUAAAUAUAAAGAGAUUCUCACUACUUUUUUCUUCUUCUUAGUUCUCCUCCAUUCCUGCCUUUUUUUAAAGAGAAGGACAUCAGGGGGGAAAUGUUGUGCUGCCUUGUAAAUAGAAGUACUGAGCCUUGAACCCUAGGGCUAAUUGAAGUAGGAGGGGGGUUGACGGGGGUCAAGGAGCAAAAUGAUCCAACACUCUGAGAAUUGUAUAAGACUCACAGGGUUGCUGUCAUUUUUUAAAAAAAUUCUGUUUGUGAAAGGAGGUAGGGAUUUGUUCCUCUCUUUUCUUUUUGACUUAGAUUUUCCAGACAUUCCUGGUAACAAGUGCAUGGCUUAAAUGGACAGCAAGGGCAGGGUUCUGAAUCAUACUGCUGUGUUUGUGGGGAUGGGGUGGGGGGAAGAGAAUGAGGGUGGGGGAGUCCUGACUACAUCUGGAAUUGGUUAAUGACUGAUCAAGCCAUCCCUGCCUCCCAGGAGGCUUAAGGCAAAAGGUUAGACUGUACCAAAUCUCAAAAAGAUCAUGGCGGGGGGGUGGCGGCGGGGGGAGACGAUCAUCAGUAAAUGCUGCUCUUUUAUGGCUGUUCAUAAUUACUGGGUUGUGUGAGGCAUGGGGAGAUCUGGGGCUCCUGAACAAAACCUCUCCUGCAGCAUGUUCUCUGGCUGGGCAGAAAUCCUCGCAUGUUACUGCGCUUUUGCUUUUGUAGUCAGCUGCUUGCUUUUGAUGCUCUCUAGCCCUGUGGUGUUGUCAAUCCUGUUCAUACAGCUUCUCUGAACUACAGAGUUGCUCAGGGAGCCCAAACAGUCUUAGAAAUCCAGGGCACACCUCCCCACCCCUCCCACCCCCAUUAACACCUUUUCACUUUUCAAAAAUCAAUUUAUUCACCAGAAUUGUACACAGAUAGUAAAAGCCUCUCUUAUAGCAUGCAUAAGAGUAUUAAGAUUGGUGGGGUAAGGUGGGAGAGGUGGAAUACUGAGAAACAAAUUAGUUGCAGCUUCCGUGGCUCUUUCCUUUGUACACUGCCCUGCUCUCUGUUCACUUAGAGUACCCUGUGCUGCCACAAAUGCACAUUGGGCUGUUGUUUUAGCUUUGGCUGGAGUUGAAAUGGAUGUUUGGGGAAUAUCUUCCAGCCUGUCUUAAGCUAAAAGGAGAGGCUGGCUUGAUGGGAAACGAAGCAGAAGUGUGCAGAGGGUGAAGCUACAGUCACCUGCUGGCUUUAUUGAUAGAGCAUAUGAAUUGCAUUCUGGAAUCUUUGAUUUAUUCACCUCCUUCGCCACCUAGUUCGUUCUCUCUCUCUCUCCCUCCCCCCCCCCACCAUAUUUAUCUCAAUCUAUCUCUCCCUGGUGAAUGUCUCCUCCCAGGUGGCUUUCCUCAAUACCACCCACCAUCCUGCCCAGGUCUGGCCACUUAACCUUAUUGCAGAUUGGAAAGGGUAGUAUGAUGCUGCUGGUUGCUUGUCAUGCAGCUGACUAACCCAUUCUGUUCACGAACUUUGACAGGAGCCUAGCUGGCAGAGCUGCAGCUUAUUGGCUGCUCCAAGAUGGCUUGGCACGAGGGGUGAGCCAAGCCCCGCUGCUGGCAUGAGCUCAAAGAGGGUGGCGGGGACAGGUCAAGGGCAGGGGAACGCCUUUAGCGGCAUCUCAUCGGGCUGUGAACAAAGCCAGAGCCAAAUCCAGGGCAGGAGCAUGGAAGCUUGGAGAUUUACAGGGCAUGUCGGCACAGCCACGACCACCUGUUGCCGCUUGCUCUAAAUGGAGUGGGAGACAAUCACUGACUCAACAGCCUGGCAUUCUGGGGAUGUGCAGUGAACAGGUGAUCUAGGAGGCAGCCUGGACACAGCCAUCUUUCCACCCUUGGUUUUAAAAUAGCUACUUCCCAAAAGAGCUAUAGAAUGUGCAUUGUUUUUCUGAAGAAUUGCAGGGAGUGCCCCCCAUGCACCCCCCCCUGCUUGGCAGGCUGUAAAUCCUCCUUAUUGUGUCUCCAGCAUCUGAUAUCACUUGUACAUAAUCUGCUGGGACAGGGUGGCCAUGGAGCUUUUCUUACCAGAGCAGAAGAGUUCAACUACCUGCACUUGUUCUUUCUUACUUGUACAUGCAUAAUUUUCAGUCUCACCUAAAUGCCUGUCUUUAAUUUUCCCUUCUUCUUUUUUUUUUUAAAUCAUGGCAAAUUCUGUGGAAUGAGACUCUUUGGAAUGUCUGUCAAUCAAAGCUGAACUUGUACCUUAUUUUAUUAAUGUUCAACUCAAAGAAUGUGAUCUGAUAUCAAACACUAGAAACUAGCUGCUCUCCCACACACGUACCAUUCCUCUGUUUUUAAUUCCUUUGUACAGUAAACGUUGUUAAACUGAUGGUUUUUAUAUAAAUUAAAAAAAAUUAUCUUGUUUUAAAACCA